AUGGCAGUUAGCGGACCUACUGAAGUUUCACCAGCCGAGAUGCCCAAGGAAGAGACGCAAAAUGAACAUCCAGUACAGGAAGAAGCAUCCACCGUAGCCAAAGAGCCUUCUGCAGAAUCAAAGGAACACGAAGCUAAAGAGGACAACGCAGCCGAAGGCGACAAAAACGAAAAGUCCAAGAAGAAGUUCAAUAUGAUGAAUUGGGUCAAGAAGCUCCCCCACGCUAAAAUGCCAAAGCGACUGUCCCUGAAGCGUGAACCCAAGGUAAGGCAGCUCGAAAUUCUUUGA
Dibothriocephalus latus is the source of this 288-nucleotide messenger RNA. Lineage: Eukaryota; Metazoa; Platyhelminthes; Cestoda; Diphyllobothriidea; Diphyllobothriidae. The record is from the annotation of a GenBank genome assembly.